AGCAGUUAUUCGACGUUCUAGAGAGUUCCAGGUGCAUUGUGGGAGCGUCUCCCGGCACCGGUCUUCUUUAGCCUUGUGAAGAUGAUGCCCACACCGGUAAUCCUGCUGAAGGAGGGCACGGAUACCUCGCAGGGUAUACCGCAGCUCAUCAGCAACAUAAAUGCCUGUCAGGUGAUUGCAGAGGCGGUGCGGACCACUUUGGGCCCCCGCGGCAUGGACAAGCUGAUUGUGGACAACAGAGGCAAAGCCACCAUCUCUAAUGAUGGUGCAACCAUCCUGAAGCUGCUCGACGUGGUCCACCCCGCAGCCAAGACGCUGGUGGACAUCGCCAGGUCCCAGGACGCUGAGGUUGGCGACGGCACCACCUCUGUAACCCUGCUCGCAGCCGAGUUCCUGAAGCAGCUGAAGCCGUACGUGGAGGAGGGGCUCCACCCCCAAACCAUCAUCCGAGCCUUCCGCACCGCCACCCAGCUCGCCGUCAAAAAGAUCAAAGAGAUCGCCGUCACCAUCAAAAAGGACGACAAGCGGGAGCACCGACAGCUGCUGGAGAAGUGUGCUGCCACUGCGCUGAACUCGAAGCUGAUCGCCGGCCAGAAGGACUUCUUCUCCACGAUCGUGGUGGAUGCAGUGAUGAUGCUGGACGAUCUGCUGCCACUCAAGAUGAUUGGCAUGAAGAAAGUGCAGGGUGGCGCUCUGGAGGACUCUCAGCUGGUGGCAGGCGUGGCCUUUAAGAAGACCUUCUCGUACGCCGGCUUUGAGAUGCAGCCCAAGCGCUACGAGAAGCCAAAGAUCGCCCUCCUCAACGUCGAGCUGGAGUUGAAGGCGGAGAAAGACAACGCUGAAGUCCGCGUUAACAAUGUGGAGGACUACCAGGCCAUAGUGGAUGCAGAGUGGAAUAUCCUGUACGAUAAGCUGGAGAAGAUCUACAAAUCUGGGGCCAAGGUGGUGUUGUCCAAACUGCCCAUUGGGGAUGUCGCCACGCAGUAUUUCGCUGACAGAGAUCUGUUCUGCGCCGGCCGAGUGCAGGAGGAGGAUCUGAAGAGAACCAUGAUGGCCUGUGGGGGCUCCAUCCAGACCAGUGUUGGCUCCCUCACUGAUGAUGUACUGGGUCAGUGUGAGAUCUUUGAGGAAGUGCAGGUUGGAGGAGAGAGGUACAACUUCUUCAGAGGCUGCCCGAAGGCCAAGACCUGCACAAUCAUCCUGAGGGGCGGGGCUGAGCAGUUUAUGGAGGAGACGGAGCGAUCGCUGCAUGAUGCCAUCAUGAUCGUCCGUAGAGCCAUCAAGAAUGACUCCAUCGUGGCAGGAGGUGGUGCUAUAGAGAUGGAGUUGUCCAAGUAUCUACGGGACUAUUCCAGAAGCAUCCCUGGCAAGCAGCAGCUGCUCAUAGGAGCUUACGCGAAGGCACUGGAGGUCAUUCCCAGACAGCUGUGUGACAACGCCGGCUUCGACGCCACCAACAUUCUCAACAAGCUCCGAGCCAGACACGCCCAGGGUGGCAUGUGGUAUGGUGUGGAUGUGAACAAUGAGGACAUCGCUGAUAACUUCCAGGCGUGCGUGUGGGAGCCCGCCAUUGUGCGCAUCAAUGCCCUGACCGCUGCCUCUGAGGCAGCCUGCCUCAUCCUGUCUGUGGACGAGACCAUCAAGAACCCUCGCUCCAACGUCGACGCUCCACCAGCUCCAGCUGGUAGGGGCAGGGGUCGUGGCAGGCCCCCACACACCCACUAGAACCACACGUACACACUCCAACCCUGGCCAGCCCAGGUCUUUGGAUGUGUAGCAUCUGGACUGUUGGAAGGUCUACAGGAUGCCGUCAGUUUUAGUCCCGUUCUACUUGCUGACCUAUUCGUUAGUCAGUGUCUAAAUGUCCUCCUCUUACACUCAUUUGUUACAAGCCGUGGAACAUGAGACAUAUCGCUGUGCUUAGUGCACUGGUGAUCAUUUUGUUAUGGGGUUUGAAAGUAAAGCAGGAUUUUAACUGGUUGGAUAGGUGCAGUUUGUAAUAGUCUGAGAUGACUUGCACACGUGUGUUGACAGAUGAGCGUGUGUGUUUUGGUUUGUUGAAGCACUGAUGUUGGACUCCAGUAUGUUCCCCUAAUGGUCUACAGUGGUCAGUAGUGGAACUAAUUUAUUGGACCAUUAAAAUCCUUUCACAUUAAA
Messenger RNA from Electrophorus electricus (electric eel), 2157 nucleotides. RefSeq names its product chaperonin containing TCP1, subunit 7 (eta) (gene cct7). Gene Ontology annotation, molecular function: ATP-dependent protein folding chaperone; ATP hydrolysis activity; ATP binding. NCBI's taxonomy places the organism in Eukaryota, Metazoa, Chordata, Actinopteri, Gymnotiformes, Gymnotidae. The record is from RefSeq and is a predicted model, not a curated record. Gene Ontology annotation, biological process: protein folding.